Messenger RNA from Rhipicephalus sanguineus (brown dog tick), 2861 nucleotides. RefSeq lists its product as uncharacterized. NCBI's taxonomy places the organism in Eukaryota, Metazoa, Arthropoda, Arachnida, Ixodida, Ixodidae. The transcript is spliced from 2 exons. The record is from RefSeq and is a predicted model, not a curated record. Bases 302 to 1960 code for a protein of 552 amino acids.
GUGAUGGAAGUGCUGCGCCAAUUGCGCCAAACUGCGCCAAGACAGAAAUGCUGCUACAUGCUGCGCCAAAUGGCUAUUUUUCGCGUACAUUGCGCCAUGCCUGCGCCGAGGCCAACGUUUUGUGAUGCUCGCCUUCACGGCCAAUGGUUCCGAAACCUGAAACAGUGCCGAAAUAGCCGCUAAGCCAAGCCAAGCCUAUCUUCAGCCGCUGCUAGCCGUGUGCGAAGCGUUGGCCAGUGGCCAGAGAACGUUGCAUCAGUCGCACGUGCUGGGCGCAUUGGCCGUUCCGGCAGGCGACGAAAUGGCUUUUGCGAGGAAAGGUCGUCAAAGCAAGUUUAAUGUCCAAGUGCUCAACGAGAUUGAUUCCAACGGCGACGUCAUCUCUGUUUGGUGCAGACAAGGAAUAAAACAAGAGGAAGCGUUCUGCACCAUCUGCAACACUGUGAUAAACUGUGCACAGCAUGGUGUAGCGGCUGUCAAGCGUCAUGCUGCCAAUAAGAGUCACGUUGAGUUGUGCACUCAACAUAGAGAUGCUUCUGGUGUUCUAAAGAAGCCUGCUACUAAGCAAGUUCAGCUGGAAUCAUGCUUUUCAACUGGGCCAGGACUUUCGGAGGCAGACCGUGCUGCUCGAGCGGAUACUUAUUUUGCACUUGGAGUGGCGUUGUCUGGGAUCCCAUAUACCUAUGGGGAUGCAGCAACGAAGAUGAUGCCGUUGAUGUUUCCAGACUCGAAAAUAGCCAAGGAGUUCCAGUGUGGUAGAAAGAAGCUAUCAUACAUAAUUUCAGAUGGCCUAGGUCCAUAUUUUAAGAAGGCAGUCACAGACGAACUCAACAAACCACACACAUAUUACACAAUUCAGAUCGAUGAAACACCGCUUCCAGAGCAACGCUGCCAACAGCUGGAUGUGAUGGCCAGAUAUUUUUCUGAUUCCCAGAAGCGUGUUGUCGUUAAGCAUUUGCGCUCUUAUCACUUGGGCUCUGCAACAUCAGGAGUCUUGCUGGCACAUGUCAAAGAAGCCCUGCAAGAUUUGCCUGCAAGAAACAUGCUCUGCUUUUACAGUGAUGGGCCCAACGUCAUGCGAAGUUUGAAAAAACGUUUGAAAGAAGAUGUGAAUCCAGCUUUGCUGGACAUUAGUGAAUGUAGUUUGCACAAGGUGCAUAAUGCAUUUGCAAAAGGUCUCGAAGCAUUUGGUGAUACUGUAGAAACAACGUUGCUUGACAUAUAUCACUUUUUCAAAAAUUCAGCCGUACAAAGUGCUACGCUGAAGGCAACACAGAGAUUCCUAGGCUUGCCUGAAAAUGUCCUCCUGCGGCAUGUGAGCUCGCGAUGGCUGACGCUGAGUUCAGCUUUGGAUCGAUUUAUCCAGCAACAUGAAGCUGUCAAGGAAACAGUUCUAGGUGCCCAACAAAAAAGUCGAGCGGGUGGCAAUAUUUAUAGGCGUCUGAAAGAAAAGCUAAUGAAAAAGGAUCUACUUCCCAAGGCAAUCUUUCUUCGAAAUGUCGCAGAUGUGUUUGUUGAAUUCUUGACGUUAUUUCAACGACGUGAGCCACUCCUCCAUAUACUGUAUGAAGAAAUGGUGAAGCUUGUAAAGAGAAUUCUGGGACGUUUCCUACUGAUCGGUGCAUACAGGGACUUCACAGGAGUGGAACUUCAAUCCCUUAAUGUAGAGUGCUCUGCGAAUUGGAAACAGGUAGUUGAAAUUGGUGCAGACACUGAAAAUUCUAUUAAUUCUUUCACGCCUGAAGAGAAGAAGAUGUUUAGACUAGGUGCACGUAGCUUUUACAUUCAGGUUGCGAAGUAUCUGCUUUCAAGGCUGCCCCCCCCUUUGGCAAUCAGGUGCUUAAAGAUCUCAAGAGCCUUCAUCCAAGUGCUGUCAAGGAGGAGAGUGCCAUUGUGGCACUCAGGAAUUUGGCACAACAAGUGCCAGAAGUGGUACCACCGCAGGAAGUGUCUGCUCUGAUGGACGAACUAACGCUCCUCUCCACAGAAGAGUUUUCCUCUAAUCCACAUGAGCGUCUCGACGAUGCGUGGCAGCACGUAUUCAGCCUCUUGUCAAGACUGUGGUCCCAAGUACCCCCGAACAGUGAAAUUUGUUAAAGCUAUGCUGUCGCUUGCACAUGGUAAUGCUGACGUUGAAAGGGGAUUUAGUGAAAAUCGCCGUCUUCUCCAUGAGCGAAGUAACCUUUCAAUUGCCAGUGUAAAUGGAUUGCGUGCUACUAAAUCAUUUUGUAGCCGGUAUGGCCAAGAUGCCUCAGCUGUUCCUCUAAAGCCUGAUAUGAUCAAAUCGGUAAAGGGCUCAUUUAAAAAGUACCAGGAACGUGUGUCUGCAGAAUGUGAACCCUCGGCCAAGAAAGCCAAGCUUCACCAAGACUCCGUAGGAACCAAAGUGGAUGAGCAGCGAAGUAUACAGAUGGAUAUCGAUUCUGCUAAGAAGAUGCUAGCCAAUGCAGAACUGCUUAUUGCAAAAGGGAUGAAGGCUAAGAAGUUUGAUGAUAUUGAAAGUGGACAAGCGUUGCUCAAGGAGGGUCAGGCAAAACUUGCUAGCAGUCUUAGCAAGCUUGAAGAUUCAAAGAAAAAGAAAAGCUGCGCGCCUAUAGGACUAGUCUCAGUUAUGAGGUUUGCAUGUGGAUUUCACUGUGAUGUUUACUUUUUUAGAGCUGAAGUACUCCGUUUAAAGGCUCAUGUGAGAGUUUUUCUGUGAUAGUAUUGCAUUGUAAUUACUGUAAAAUGAUACCUGAUAGUGCAAAAAUGGCAGGCAUUCUGCAAAUGUUGUGUGUUCCGUAAAUGUGUUCAUAUUUUUGUUGGUAAAUUUGUUAAGUGCAGUAUAUGAUCAAUAAUAAAUGCAAUUAUUUUUAAAAUAA